Molecule: messenger RNA, 864 nt
Organism: Colletotrichum scovillei
Lineage: Eukaryota; Fungi; Ascomycota; Sordariomycetes; Glomerellales; Glomerellaceae
Product: alpha-ketoglutarate-dependent 2
Exons: 4
Coding region: 1-864 (287 amino acids)
Molecular function (GO): oxidoreductase activity
Source: RefSeq, a predicted model, not a curated record
AUGCCACUCACCAUCGAACCCCUCCAUCCCACCUUCACAGCAGAGAUCCGCGGGGUAGACUUCUCCAAGCCGUUGACAGAAGACGUCUUCCAAGAGAUCCAAGCUGCCAUCACAAAGUAUGGAGUCUUAGUAUUCCCAGCAACAGGCCUAGACGACGAACGCCACGUCGCCUUCGCCAGCCUCUUCGGCGAACUCGAGCGCCGCAAAGACACCGGCGCGCCUUCGCGGAUGAGUCUGCCCGAGUUGACGGACCAGGGUAACGUCGACGCCAACGGUACCGUCAUCAGCUCUCAAGAUCCGCGGGCUCAGAUCAGCAAGGGGAAUACGCUCUUCCAUGUCGACAGCAGCUUCAACGCCCAGAGAGCAAGCUACUCAAUCCUCUUGGCCCACGAGAUUCCCCCUUUGGAAGCUGGCGGCAACACUGACUUUGCUGAUACGCGAGCGGCGUGGGAUGAGCUCCCCGACGAAUGGAAGCAGGAACUCCUUUCCAUGAAUUACGUUGCCGGUCACUCGUUCUGGUAUUCCCGCAAAAAGGCGUGCCCCGACUUCUUCGCAAAGUUGGAUCCGGCGAAGCACCCAAUGAGCAAGCACAAGGUCGCUCAGCUCCACGAGGCCAGCGGGAGGAUGAACCUGUUUGUACCUUCGCACUGUCACCACAUUGAUGGCCUCGAGGAUGAUGAAGGGAGGGAGAAGCUGGAAUACCUUUACCGCCACGCCACACAGGACAACUAUAGGAGGGAUAUGAGGAGGGCGACUGUGCUGGAUAGGAGCCAGGAGGCUUGGGGGCUAAACGAGAAGGUCGAGAGGGACUUUGCGUUUGCGGGUGAAGUCAUGGCCGACGUGCUUCGAUGUUUGUCUGGCUGA